Messenger RNA from Chrysoperla carnea, 1753 nucleotides. RefSeq names its product nose resistant to fluoxetine protein 6-like. Gene Ontology annotation, molecular function: acyltransferase activity, transferring groups other than amino-acyl groups. The record is from RefSeq and is a predicted model, not a curated record. The transcript has 8 exons. Lineage: Eukaryota; Metazoa; Arthropoda; Insecta; Neuroptera; Chrysopidae. The coding region runs from base 51 to 1334 and encodes 427 amino acids.
AUUUAUUUUAUUCAGAUGAAAAUUCAAAUCGCUUAAAACAUUUAUAUGGAAUGAAAGUAUUUUGUAUCAGUUUUAUUAUCGUUGAUCAUUUAAUUGGCACAGCUGGUUCUGGUAUGGUAAAAAAUGUUCGUUAUGUUGAAGAGUUUUACCGAUCACUUGGUGGUAUUUUCUUUUUCCACGGUGAUGUUUUUGUGGAUACAUUUUUCAUGAUCAGCGGUUUAUUGGUAACAUAUUGUUUAUUAGUACAAUUCCAGAAGAAAUUUUUAAACCCUUUGCUCUUAGUAUUCUUAAGAUAUAUUCGAUUAACGCCAUUGUAUGCAGUAACACUUUUCUACUACGCAACAUUGUUUUAUAAAAGUGGCAGUGGGCCACAAUGGGAUUUAAUGAUCCGUGCUGAAAGAGAUUAUUGUCGUGAAAGUUGGUGGACGAAUAUGUUAUAUAUUAGUAAUUAUGUGAAAACUGAUAAAAUGUGUAUGAUUCAUACUUGGUAUUUACCAUGUGAUAUGCAUUAUUUUAUUUUUGCAAUAUUUUUGGUACUUUUAUUGCAUAAAAAUCAAAAAGCUGGUCUUUUUGCCAUUUGUAUUACAACAAUCGUUUCAGUAGUUAUACCAUUUACUAUAACAUACAUCUAUGAACAUGAAGCAUUGUUACAUUUUUAUCCAGAAUUUCUACGUGAUCCCCGCAACAAUGAUGUGUUUUCGGAGUUAUAUAGUAAAACGCACACAAGAGCUACAUCAUAUUUAAUUGGAAUGAUUGUUGGUUUUAUAUUAUUUAAAACACGAAAAAGUACUCAUAAAUUAUCUCAGCUGUCCACAAUUUGCUACUUUUGUGCGUCAAUUAUCAUGAUGGGAAUUGGUAUGGUUAGUGGUUACAUAUUUUACAUACCUGGCUUACCAUAUAAUGCAUUUGUAGCUGCAACGUAUGCUGCGUUUCAUAGAUUAAUAUGGGCUGUCGGCAAUUCUGUGUUCAUUUUAACAUUAGGUUUUGGAAAAAUGCCUAUUGUUAGCAGAUUAUUGACAUCAAAUGUUUUGCUACCAGUAAGUAAAUUGACAUACGGCUGCUAUCUGGUUCACAUGAUAUUUUUAAUAUCCGCCGUUGCAUCAAACGCUCAAUUAAGUACAUUAACGUUUUCGUACACGGCGAUUCGUGCGGUUAGCUUUAUCAUUGCAUCAUUUACCACAGCACUUGUAGGUUACUUACUGGUUGAAGCGCCAAUGAGAGGCAUGACAAAGGAGUUUUUAUUACCAUCAAAAAUCAAGCAAGAAAUUGAGAAGAAAGUCGAGAAUGCAGAAACAUAUCCAAAAAGUGUCUUUACGAUUAAAACUACUUUAUAAAAGUUGAAUUUAUUAUCUCAUCUGUGAUAAAAUUAAAUUAAGAUUUGGCAAAAAAUAAAUAGGGUACUUGCAUAAGUUUCUUCGAAAUAUACGAUCGAACAAUGGAAAAUUGUUGUGAGCUUGUUUUGAUUUUCGAUUCUUAAAAUAAUGGUGGCAGCCGAAACCAUAAUCUAUGGAUUUGGAAUUCGUUUUUUAAAUAGGUAUAUCAGCGGAACCUAUCAGAAAUUUUACAUAACAGAAUGGGAGUGAAUGGCAUUGAACUUCGAUAUAUACACAGUGUUUCAUUUCUGACAAUAGUGGACUUCAAAACAAACAUUUUUACCCCAAAAAUGUUGCCCAAAAAAGCUUCGUUUCGGAAAUACAGGGUAACAAAGUAAAAUUAAGGAAAAAUUAAUUGUAUAAAAAAAUUAAUGGUUUGA